Messenger RNA from Bombyx mori (domestic silkworm), 1364 nucleotides. Its product is annotated as 4-hydroxyphenylpyruvate dioxygenase. The transcript is spliced from 10 exons. Gene Ontology annotation, biological process: aromatic amino acid metabolic process. Lineage: Eukaryota; Metazoa; Arthropoda; Insecta; Lepidoptera; Bombycidae. The record is from RefSeq and is a predicted model, not a curated record. Gene Ontology annotation, molecular function: 4-hydroxyphenylpyruvate dioxygenase activity. Bases 85 to 1242 code for a protein of 385 amino acids.
ACUAUAAAUAGUUACGGUUUUUACGAAAAACAACAGAGUGUCGUGUGUGGACUCUGUGUCAACAGUUUUGUUGAAAACAAAAAUAUGACAAGAGGACCGAAGAAAAGUAAUUUCGGUGGGAAAGUUUUGAAUUUUCAUCACCUCGUUUUCUGGGUGGGAAACGCAAAAACCGCGUCGAGCUACUUCGUAACGAGAUUCGGUUUUAAGCCGUUGGCCGUCCGUGAGCCGACCGACGAGAAACCGACAAUUUCCUAUGCCGUCACUUCGAAUAAGAUAACCAUAAUAUUCGAGUCACCCACAAAACCGGACAGUGAAAUCGCGAGCAGCUUAAACACUCACGGAGACUUCGUGAAGGAUGUGGCAUUUGAAGUUCACAAUCUCGACGAGCUGGUUCGGAGGGCCAUAGAAGGGCGAGCCGAGAUAAUUAAAACAACAACACAAAUUGAAGACAACGAUGGUGUCUUGAAAUACGCCAUUUUGAAAACGUAUGGAGAGAACACACAUACGUUAAUUGAUCGGAGCAGAUAUAACGGUAUCUUGUUGCCUGGAUUCGUAGCCGUUGAAGAUGAUCCACUGACAGCGAUGUUACCCGAAACGAACCUUUUGUACAUAGAUCACGUUGAAGGAAAUAUGGCGGACGGCACUCUAGAAGAUUCUGUCGCCUGGUACGAAAAGAAUUUAAAUAUGCACCGGUUCUGGUGCGUGGACUACAGCCACGAUUUAGUGCCCUAUUCCUGCAUAAAUUCUGCAUCAGUAAUAAAUCAAGAUGAAACUAUAUUGUUGUCUAUGAACGAAGCAGCGAAAGGAUUGCGGCCUUCGAGCAAAGCGUCAGAGUUCGUUAAAGCGCUCGGUACGUCUGGUGUUGAACACAUAGCACUGUACACUGAUGACAUUGUAAAUACUAUGCAAAACUUAAAAAAACGCGGUGCCGAAAUAAUAACGUGGCCGUCAACAUACUACGAGAUAAUCAGAGAAAAACUGACCAAGAGUACAGUGAAAGUCGCAGAGAGCCUAACCGCUCUGCAGGAAAAUAAUAUCCUGAUCGACUUCGAUGAAAGAGGCUACAUGCUGCAGGCCUUCACUAAGCACGUACAAGCCCGACCGACGGUUUUCAUAGAAAUUUUGCAGAGGAGAAACCAUAGGGGAUUCGGCGCUAUGAAUUACAAAUGGGUUUUCGAAGCGAUCGAGCGAUUGGAAACCGCUAAAGAUAUUAAAAGCGAUGAAAGUAAGACAGACAAGUGAUGACAUAGAAAAAAAUUAAAGAAAAUCGAAAAAAAAAAGAAAAAAAUUUAGAAAAACUCUGUUUCUUAACGCUUCAAAAUAUUAAAGCACUUUACAAAUAAAUUACUAUAUAUUAUAACACA